AUGGGUUCUCAAUUCAAGGUCGGAGCUGAUUCCGGCUUAUUCGAGCCACUAACCAUUGCGGGCGGCAAAAUCACUCUCCAACACCGCAUCAUCCAUGCUCCCAUGAGCAGAAACCGCGGUACACCCCUUCAUGCCACUUCCACAGCUGAGAAUCCAAACCGUGACUGGAUUGCCAAUGACCUUAUUGCCGAGUACUAUGCUCAGCGAGCAACAAAGGGUGGACUGCUCAUCACAGAAGCAACUCCGCCUUCAUCCGAGGCCAACGGUCUGCCCGGUGCUCCAGGGCUCUUUCUAGAAGAGCAAGUAGAGAGUUGGAAGAAAGUUGUCGACGCAGUCCAUGCCAAAGGCGCUUAUAUAUAUGCACAAGUCUGGCACGCCGGUCGUGUCACUCUUCCACAGAUCACCGGUACUGCAACAGUUGCGCCGUCAAGUAUCCCUUUUGACGACCCAAACGAGUGCUAUGCAUAUCCUCCGCCGCACUCGACGACGCCAGUCAAGCUGAGUGAGCACCCGCCCAUCGAAUUGACGGUCGACCACAUCAAGCAGACGAUUCGAGAUCACUGCACUGCUGCGAAAGCAGCUAUGGAUGUUGGCUUUGACGGUAUAGAGAUCCAUGGAGCAAACGGUUAUCUGCCAGAGCAGUUCCUGAGCUCCAACAUCAACAAACGGACAGACGAGUAUGGAGGCACGCCAGAGAAGCGCUGCAGAUUUGUGCUUGAGCUGAUGGACGAGCUGGCCAAAACCGUGGGAGAAGAAAACUUGGCUAUUCGACUGAGUCCCUUUGGCGUUUUUAACCAGGCUCGUAGCGAGCAGCGCAUUGAGACUUGGGGCCACCUCUCCCGGGAACUCAAGAGCCGUCACCCCAAGCUGUCGUAUGUGAGCUUCAUCGAGCCAAGAUACGAGCAAAUCUUCUCCGAGGCCGAAAAGGCAAGGUUUCUCAAGUCAUGGGGUCUCCCCCACGUCGACUUGUCUGUCUUCCGCGAGAUUUGGGGAGACACGCCAUUCUUCUCUGCCGGUGGAUUCGACGACACGAACUCGUGGGGAGUCAUCGAGAGUGGCAAAUACGACGCUUUGCUGUAUGGGCGGUAUUUUGUUAGCAAUCCAGACUUGGUGGAGAGACUGCGGAAUGGCUGGCCACUGGCAAAGUACAAUCGGUCUCGCUUCUACGGGCCGGUUGAGGACCCGAUUGUCGGAUACACUGAUUAUCCGGCAUAUGGGGGUUGA
Molecule: messenger RNA, 1224 nt
Organism: Trichoderma gamsii
Lineage: Eukaryota; Fungi; Ascomycota; Sordariomycetes; Hypocreales; Hypocreaceae
Exons: 2
Coding region: 1-1224 (407 amino acids)
Molecular function (GO): FMN binding; oxidoreductase activity
Source: RefSeq, a predicted model, not a curated record